ACGUCACAAUCCAAGAUGGCGCUGCCCGUGCGGAACAACUCGAGACAGGUCUUCAGGUUCAUUCGGACGAUUAAUCCUCCGAGAAGGUUCGUCUGCGCCGCGGCCCUGAGUCCGGAACAUCAGGAGCCUCCGGGCGGGGGCCGCGUGUUUUCCGGGAUCCAGCCGACCGGGGUGCCGCACCUGGGCAACUACCUAGGGGCCCUGGAGAACUGGGUGUCCCUGCAGCACCGGUAUCCGUCGGUGCUCUACAGCAUCGUGGACCUGCACUCCAUCACCCAGCCGCAGGACCCGGCCCGGCUCAGGAGCAACAUACUGGACAUGGCGGCCAGCCUGCUCGCCUGCGGCAUCGACCCGGAGAGGGCCAUACUCUUCCAGCAGUCGAAGGUGUCUGAGCACGCUGAGCUCUCCUGGAUCCUCGGCUGUCUGACCAGCAUGCCCCGACUCCGACACCUGCCACAGUGGAAGAUGAAGAGCAAACAGAGGAGCGAAGGCAGCGUGGGUCUCUACACGUAUCCCGUCCUCCAGGCUGCAGACAUUCUCCUUUACAAGUCCACUCACGUCCCCGUCGGAGAGGAUCAGGUCCAACAUCUGGAGUUGGCUCAGGAUCUCGCUCGCAUCUUCAACAACAACUACGGAGACCUGUUCCCCGAACCCCGCGCCCUGCUGAGCUCCACGCGAAAGGUCAAAUCCCUGCGCGACCCCUCCGCUAAGAUGUCCAAGUCCGACCCGCAGGCGAUGGCGACGAUAACCAUCACGGACUCCCCCGACGACGUCGCCCUCAAGCUCCGCCGCGCCGUCACCGACUUCACCUCGGAGGUCACCUUCGACCCGGAGACGCGUCCGGGCGUGUCCAACCUGGUGACCAUCCACGCCGCCGUGGCGUCGAUCAGCGCGGAGGAGGCGGUGACGCAGGCCCGGGGCCUGGACACGGGCGCCUACAAGAAGCUCGUCACCGACGCCGUGGUCCAGAGGCUGACGCCCAUCAGGGAGGAGAUCGAGCGGCUGAGGUCGGACCCGGCCCACCUGGAGGCGGUGCUGGCCCGGGGGAACCGCAGGGCCCGGGAACUGGCCGCGCCGGUCCUGGGAGAGGUCCGACAGCGGGUGGGAUUCUGCUGAGAGGCAGGAAAAAUAGAGCCACGUUUUAUACUGCGAGGCCCUGCUCAGCACUUAACUGCUGCCGAUAUUAAAAUUUAUAUUCCAACGACUGUUUACGUUUCCAGAAUAGUCGAGGAUGUAACGCGUUUAUGACUGAAACGUGUUGACGGCCGUGUGGAAAAGACUCGAACGUCACGUUUGGACUCGAACGUCUCAUUGAAGUGAAUGAGGAGGCUGUGGUCACGAGGAGAAAAAGGAAACAAUUAUAUUAUUUAUUUUGUCCAUGUACUCAUCAUUUUGAAGAUACUGCAGCUUGUGUAUCUGCCUUUGUGUUUCCCUUAACACCACACAAACAAUCUUUUUAUUCUUCUGUCCAACAUGCUCUCGACCUCACCGCUAACAAGUGUACAAAUCAUGAAACCUGUACUCUCAUUCUAAGAGAUGAUUAAAUUAUACUUGACUCAUCGAA
Molecule: messenger RNA, 1564 nt
Organism: Scophthalmus maximus (turbot)
Lineage: Eukaryota; Metazoa; Chordata; Actinopteri; Pleuronectiformes; Scophthalmidae
Gene: wars2
Product: tryptophanyl tRNA synthetase 2, mitochondrial
Exons: 6
Coding region: 16-1116 (366 amino acids)
Biological process (GO): mitochondrial tryptophanyl-tRNA aminoacylation
Cellular component (GO): mitochondrial matrix; mitochondrion
Molecular function (GO): tryptophan-tRNA ligase activity; ATP binding
Source: RefSeq, a predicted model, not a curated record